Molecule: messenger RNA, 8142 nt
Organism: Calypte anna (Anna's hummingbird)
Lineage: Eukaryota; Metazoa; Chordata; Aves; Apodiformes; Trochilidae
Gene: ITGB8
Product: integrin subunit beta 8
Exons: 14
Coding region: 51-2366 (771 amino acids)
Biological process (GO): integrin-mediated signaling pathway; cell adhesion mediated by integrin; cell migration
Cellular component (GO): cell surface; integrin complex; focal adhesion
Molecular function (GO): integrin binding
Source: RefSeq, a predicted model, not a curated record
CCGAGGAGAGGGCGAGGGAGCGGGAAGGGGAACGGUGCCGGCCGCGGCGCAUGAUGUGGGUGCCGCUGCUGGCGUGCCUCACCGCGGGGAUCGUCUCCGUGCCCAAGUGCCACCGCGGCCCCGGAGCCCUCCUGGGGGCGGCCCGGCUGCUGGCGGCCGUGCCGCUGGCGGCCGUGCCGGGACUCUGCCAGCGCCCGGAAAACAGAUGUGCCACUUCAAAUGCAGUAACAUGCACAAAAUGUCUUGCUUUGGGUCCAGAGUGUGGAUGGUGUGCUCAAGAGGAUUUCAUGGCCGACGCAGCACAGAAGGGACGCUGUGACACUGUUUUCAACUUAAUGAAAAGAGGCUGCCAAUCAGAUUUUGUAGAAAACCCCAGAGUUCAUGUCACAAUACCCAGUGACCGUGAAACAAAUACACAAGUGACACCAGGAAAAGUUUUAGUCCAACUGCGUCCAGGCAGUGAAGCAAACUUUAUGUUAAAAGUUCAUCCUCUAGAGAAAUACCCUGUGGAUCUUUAUUACUUAGUUGAUGUUUCAGCCUCUAUGCACAACAAUAUAGAAAAACUAAAUUCCGUUGGAUUUGCUUUAUCUAAAAAGAUGACGAAUAUUUCUCUCGAUUUUCGACUUGGAUUUGGAUCCUAUGUGGAUAAAACUGUGUCACCCUAUAUUAGCAUUCAUCCAGGUAGAAUCCAUAACCAAUGCAGUGAUUAUAAUUUAGAUUGUAUGCCUCCUCAUGGUUAUAUUCACGUGCUAUCCCUCACUGACAAUAUAGCAGAAUUCAGAAAUGCAGUGAAUAAACAAAAGAUUUCUGGGAAUAUUGACACACCUGAAGGGGGUUUUGAUGCAAUGCUCCAAGCAGCUGUGUGCCAGAGCCAUAUUGGAUGGCGUAAAGAAGCAAAGCGACUGCUUCUUGUAAUGACAGAUCAAACUUCUCAUCUGGCCCUUGACAGUAAAUUAGCAGGGAUUGUAAUUCCCCAUGAUGGAAACUGUCAUUUGAAAGAUAAUGUGUACAUCAAAGCUACGAGUAUGGAGCAUCCAUCUCUUGGGCAGCUCUCUGAAAAAUUGAUUGACAAUAACAUCAAUGUUAUUUUUGCAGUUCAAGGAAGCCAGUUUCAUUGGUAUAAAGAUCUGUUACCUCUGUUGCCUGGUACUGUUGCAAGACAGAUAGAAUCACAAGCAGCAAAUCUUAAUGAUUUGGUGGUAGAAGCCUAUCAGAAACUAAUCUCUGAAGUGAAAAUUCAAGUGGAUAACCAGAUCCAAGGUCUUCAUUUCAAUAUCACUGCAAUCUGUCCUGAUGGAAGUAAAAAAACUGGCAUGGAAGGAUGCAAAAAUGUGGGAUACAAUGAAGAAGUACUUUUCAAUGUAUCAGUUACAAUGAAAGGAUGUGACACAACUGGAGGAAGAAAAUAUGCAAUUCUUAAGCCUAUUGGUUUCAAUGAAACCACCAUCGUUAAUGUGCAGAAAAGUUGUACCUAUCAGUAUGGAGACAGUACAAGGCACAAAAGAGUAUGGGCUGAUGAAACAACUUCUGAUGGCAAGCAGUCCCAUUGCAGUGAUGAUAACUGUAGCUCCAACAGAGUUACUGUUCCUUCUGAGAGGUGCAGGCAACAUCAGGACCAGCCCCUCUGCAGUGGUCAAGGCAAUUGCAUAGAUGGAAAAUGUUUCUGCUACAAAAACAAACUGGGCAAGGUGUAUGGCAAGUACUGUGAAAUGGAUGAUUUUUCCUGCCCAUAUCACCAGGGAAGCUUAUGUUCUGGUAAUGGUGAAUGUGAAGCUGGUAAAUGCAAAUGCUUUGCUGGCUGGGAAGGUGACCACUGCCAGUGCUCAUUACAAUCAGCAAAGCACUGCUUGAAUUCAAAGGGCCAGAUUUGCAGUGGAAGAGGAAAAUGCAUAUGUGGAAAGUGUGAGUGCACAGACCCAAGAAGCUUUGGACGUUUGUGUGAAUAUUGCCCUACUUGUAACAAAGCCUGUGAAGAAAACUGGAAUUGUAUUGAGUGUCAUCAUUCUAACAAUGCAUCUCAAGCUAUACUUGACCAGUGCACAACCUCAUGUGCUUACCUGCUGCAUUACCAGACUUCAGAAUGUUUCUCUGGACGAAGCUACUUUAGAGUCUUUUCCAUAAUCUUUAUAGUUACCUUUCUGAUUGGGUUGCUUGUUGUCCUUAUCAUCAGGCAGAUAAUUCUUCAGGGGAGUAGCAAUAAAGUUAAAUCUUCAGCUGAUUACAGAGUAUCUACAACAAAGAAGGAUAAGAUGUUUUUGCCUACUGUUUGUACAAGAACAGUAACAUACAGACGUGACAAACCAGAGGAAAUAAAUAUCGACAUCAGCAAGUUACGGUUAAGCGAAACUUUCAAGUGUGAAUUCUGAAGACAGUGUGUUUUCUACAGAUGUCUAUUUCCAUCCUGCUCGACUGUUGUUACUUUUUGUAUUCCCUGGGAGUCUUGACUGUUGCCUUAUGGGUUUGUGUCGUCCUGCAUUUUGUCAAAUACUGUAACAAAGUGACAUGUAAGCAUUUUCACAGAAUGUGACAAUGUUUGAAACUAUAGCUGCUGUAUUUUUUUAUUUUUGAAAGAGAAACGUGCGUUACUACUGUUCAGGAACAUUAGUGUUGAUAUAGCACUUUAGCAUAUUCUAAAUUAUUUAGUUAUGGCCUAGAAUGUAGAUAUGAACCAGUCUGACAAAGCACUGAUCUCACUCUACAUGUAGCUAGUACUGAUGUGCUCUGUGAGAAUGGACAAAAGCUGUGACUGAAAUAUUAACGUUGCUGUAUAUUAUAGCAAUAGAUAGAACUAUUCAAAUGCUCUUAAAUAGAGUAAAUGGUACUUUUAUAGUUCUUUCAACUGACUAAAUUCCACUGAUUUGUCUGCUUCAGCCUCUUAGCUUCUCCUCAUUACGUAAUAAAAAUGACUGGAUUAAAUGAGUGCUCAGUUGCUGGUGUGGAUGUAUAGUUGUGUGUGUAUACACACACACGCGUGCACGCACAUAGAUAAAUUUAACUGUAUAGUUUUUUAUACAUUGUUAUGUCACUUAAAGUUAAUUUAUACCUGGUGAAGAGUAAUUUUUAGCUUUUUUACUUUUACUUAAAUUUAUAUAUGACUUAGCGUAUUUGGAAAUUGAGUGGCUACAGAAAACAAGAGAGUCCAACAGCAUAGUCUACAUUAUGAUCACUGCCAGCUGACUUCACCUUUGGAGUCAGCAGCAUCAACUCCAAUGCAAGCAGAUAAAUUGCAGCAGAGCCAUCUUUGGGUUGCUAGCUACAUGUCAGUGUUUUGCCAAAUAAGGGCUUUGCUCUUUUUGUAUGAUGUCAGAUAUAAGUCUGAUUUUUCACAUGUACUUUUUUUUCCUUUGUAAGUUAGAUUACAGGCUUAGAUUUCAUUAAUUUUUAUGUAAACACUUCAGAUUUUAUGACUGAGCAUUGAAAAAUAUGCCCAGUGUGAUGUGCAAAAAAGAGCCUGCAGUUAGGGAGAAGGUGAGGAAAAUAGGAGUCAUCUUCUCAAGGGAACUUGUUCAUUGACUUCAUAAAUGUGGAAUCAAAUUCUGCGUUCAGAAAUGGGCAAAGCUCUUAUAAAUACAAUGGGACCAAUAUUAGCUUAUCUGAGAGCAGAAUUUGAACUACAAGGUCAAGCAGAAGCAUUUUCUUACCCCUGAGCCCAGCUAUAGUGGCAGAAGUUGUGUUAUUCUUAUCUGCUAGUUGGAAGACUCAGACAACAGUCUGAUUUACUAACUUUAUGCUGCAGAAGCCUUAUGAAAAUCUGAUCAACCUCUAAUGCACUAAAGUAUUGAUGUUAACAAAAAUCACCUUAGAAGAGAAUAUGCAGUGCAUGAUUUUAGCAACAUUAAUUAUUGAUAACUAAAUAUUGGUCUGUACUGGUCAUAGGUUACAGAACAAAGCAGGACCUCUUUAUGUGCAGUUUUAGAAAUUAAUAUAUAUUUAUAUUUCCUAAUUUGUAUUUCUUCUGCAAAUUCCCACUGAAAUCUGAGGAAUACACAUGUGAAAGGAAGGCAGGAUGCAAAACAAAUGAUGAGUGCUACAGGAGUGUUGGACUCACCCAAUUAAUUUGUUGAGUCAUGUUUCAAGUGAAGGACUGAGAAAAAGAAAACAUAGACAGUGGGCUUUCCAUUAAAUUGUGAUAAAAGCUUAAGAAUUUAGGGCUCGGUAUAAAUAAAUAAAUAAAUUAAAAUAUUAACUGUAGUAUUAAAUAUUUCUAUAAUAGUCAUCUAAAGUAGCCCUUGAGCUCUCUACCAUACAGGUAAAUGUGACUCAUUUAAAGAAAAGGGGGUUUCCUCACACUGCCCUUGGUUUUGCUGAUAGCUCCAUUGUAAUAUCUUAAGUAUAGAUUAGUUCUAUAAUCUAUCAAGUAGGCCUUAAACUUUCAUUUUCUUUUUAAACGCAUAGAGCCAUUUUCCUCUUAGGUAAAUGAACAGAUUCCAAACUAUUGCUCUAAUUGGGAGGAAGAGAGAAGUUCCAUACAAGUUCGCCUGAGGUUGGUCUUGUCACAACUCACUCAUAUUUUUAAAUGAGUAGGAGAAAGUCUCUGGGUAUCUGUUUCACAUAACAAAACAAAUUUGACAGCUCAGCAGAGAAUAUCUGAAUGAUAACAAAAGGUGUAAUUAUACUCUUUAAACAGCAUGAUUUAUCAUAUUCAGGUUUUUUUUAGCAAAUGAAUUUCUGCAAAUUUAAUUCUCAUAAUGGCCCUGAAAGCAUUUACUGAAGUGGUAGCUAAUGUUUUUUCCUUAGAAAUCACUUUUCACAGUUAGAGGGAGUUAAAUUGUUUUGUUAGAGGACAAUGGAGCUGGGUUCUUUGUAGGAGAAAAAUAUGAGCUGCAACACCCAUCUUCCAGGCACACCACACUUUUCCUUCUGUAGCACUUAGUUGGCAUUGGAAUGCUGCCUGUGAAGGGGCACAGACAGUAUUUUCUUAUCAGAUACCUGCCUGAAUAGCUAAUAUGCUCUGAUCAAAUAGAGCUAACUCACAGGACAAUGGCACUGUAAGCUGCUUUCUGUCAUGAGGUUAAAAGAAAAAAAAAACAUAUUAAAAAUGUGUUUAAGGAAAAGGAAAAAAAAACAAAAACAGAAAGAAAAAAAGAUUUUUUGCAUCUCCCUCAUGAUUGUGCUAUGUUGUAGAGGAGGCUAGUGAAAAAGAAUAAGCUGCUGCUAAUGUGACAGGUCAAGGCUUUUAGAGGGCCCGUGGGGAGCUUAUACAGAGCAGAAUCCUUGGGAGAAGGCUUUGUUUCUAAGGAUGGAAUCCAUCCAUGAGAAACUCUGGCUUUGCUUGGUACUUGUUUCCCUCUGCCUUUGACCAUGUUUUUCAGAAGAGCUGCUGCUGGAGAUGAAUAGCCCAACAAAAGCCUCACUAUUUAGGGAGCUGUGUUCCCUCAGCACAUGACCUUAAAUGAAAAAGCAGCCUGUAAUUCACAAGGAAUUUCCUCAGUGAUCACAGAAGGACUCUGCUUCCUAUAGUGCUUAAUGUGGGAGAUAUUAAAGACAAAAUAGUUCUUAUUAGUUUUCAAUGUAUUGUGCGUCAAAGAUGCUCGUAAAAAUGGCAGAAAAAAUAUCUAGCCUCAGAACAGAAUGUUCCAGACUUCUUAAAUAAAACAAUUUCUACUAGGCUUCCUUGAGAAAUUAAAAAAAAAAAAAAGUAAAAUAAUUUGCCUGCACCCCCAAUGCCCAUAGGCCAGCAGAUACUGUUGCAUCUCAUUAUUGGGUUUGGGAGUUCCUAGAACAGAAUAACUUAGAAACAGAGCAUGUAUGUGCUCUGUGUAUGUGACUUUUCCCAGCAGAUUUGUUGAUGUUAAAUCCAUAUGUAUAAUUUUCAAAUUCUAAUCCCACUUUUUUUUACCUUUAAUUUGUUUUUUUCUCUAGCAUUUCAUAAAUUAUAUGUUUAUGCAAUGAAAAAGCAUGCAUAUUAUUUCAGAUUUUUUUUUAAGACUAAAAUGAAGCAAUAGUAUAAAUUGAUUAUUUCCAAGCACCAUGAGUAUGUUAGUAACAUUACCACAGAAGUGUGUGGGAAAAUAGCUGUUUCAUCCAGAAAACGUGCACAUGGUAUGUGAGGAAUUUUCAUUGUGCCCAGCUGAAAUUCCCUUACAUUCACAAGGAAUGUUGAAAGUGAACCUUAAAAAGGAAGGACGUUUGUAUAGGCAUAGUUUACAUUUUAUCCAUUAUUUUCAACUGGAUUUAUUUUUUCCUCUCUAUGGUUUCAUGAAAACCUGCUAUGUAAAGUAUUCAGCAGACUGUAGAAGAAAAAAAUUAUUUUCCCAGGCUGAUCAUACAUAACACUUGUUUUCUGCUUGGUGUGCAUACCUAAAUGUACAUAUGUCUCAAACUGUGGAAGGAAAUGUGUGAAGCAGCUUGGAGCAACCCUUAGUCCUAAAGCAGCCCUAAGGCCAAGUGAUGCCCAAGGCAGAGAGAUGCACAGUACUGUUGCCUGGGCAGGGGCUGGUAGAGGGAUGGCAUCCUCAGCAAAUGCAAUGUGUCCUACAAUUCCCAGCACUGGGAAUGGUCUUACAGCAUCCCUACAGAGCUGGUCAUCUGAGACCAUGCUUCUGCAUUAGGGAGGGCAGGACGCCCCUUCAAAAUAGAUGUGUUUGGCAGAGGUAAGGCCAUUUCUGACGCACUGGCCACAAUGCUGUCCUCAGCACUGCAGGCUUUUUGCAUCCUUACUUAUCAAAAAGUGCUUGCAUGUAACAUAGCAAGAGAUCUCCUGUGCCAGUACAUACUGUAAGCCUGGAUGCUGCAGACCUCCAUUAAAGCUUCUGGACAGUCUGUGGGUGUCUGCCCAUUGACCUGCCACCAGUCCCAGGAUCCCCACCAGCCAGCUUAAAGGAAUGCAAGCUGGAGAUGGGCAAGGGCACUUCUCAGAGAGGCAUUUGUGCUGAGUCAGGGCUGGGUGACACUCAUUCUGCUCAGAUUGUGAGUGAAAUAUAGUAGCAGUGUUCUGGCUGUCCACUUGCAAGAGAGGGGGAAGAUUUAUUUGCUAAACAGAAAUGGAGCAGCAGUUAAGGAGAACACUACUUUUUUAAUGAUGAUCUUGACACUGCUCUGACGCACAAACAUCCACUGGGUCUCACAGGUACUUGAAAUUCAUGGAAAGGGGGAAGAAGGUUAAAAUUAGCCAACAUGAAAACAUUUCUACAGAGAGCCAAAUCAGUGGGGUUUCACUGAGUGCAAGCCAGAUCAGGGUGGUCUGCCUUUCUGUGGGAAUAAAAAAAACAAACAACCAAACCAAACCACACAAAAAAACCCAAACAAACAAACAAACAAACAAACAAAAAAAAACCAAAAAACCUACCAAACAAACAAAAAAACCCAAACCACAACCAAAUAAAAAAAAAAACAAAAAAAAGAAAAAGAAAAAAAACUAAAGUUGGUAGAUACUUAAACUUUAGAAAUGCUGCUCUGGAUUGCGUGUUCUCUUUGUUUCCUUUUCUGCACAUUCCUUAAAAAAAACAGGUACCUACUUAUUAAAAAAAAAAAUUAAAUGUCUGGCAUUGGUUAAAAUAGUGGCUUCUACCCAAAUCCUAGCAUUUCAUCCUGAUACAUAUUUUGGCCUGUUUCAGUUAUAUUUUGAAGGGAGAUGUUGAAAGAUGAAAGAUUCUUUUGGGAAGGCAUUAAUGUUGGAUGACUUCACUGUGCUAACAUCUUCUUCACUUUUACCUACUACUGCUUAAAAAAAUAAAGCUACUUUGAAGCGUCUUACUUAGCAAUGGUGUGACAGCAAUUAAUAAUACUACAGUUUUUAACUUUCUAUUUAACAUAUGCUACCUUUUGUAAAAAGAGUAUAUAGAGAUAAAUAAUGUUUCUCUAGAAUUUAUGCAUAGAGAAUGUUUGUAAGGGGAGAGGUUUUAAAUAAAUUUAUAACUUCUUACUGUUCAUUUUACAUUUUAAAUGAUACUUUUAAAUCACUACUUUUGUUUGUCUGGAAAUAUACUGAAUAUUUUAUUAUUUAAAAUAGUAUUCUUUUAUAGCUGUUUAUUAAUUUCAGUUGACUACUAACUUCUAUUUUGAUAUUUAUUAAUGAGUUGACACUGUAGUAUAUUCAGAUGUUUAUUUUUCUAUCAGAGCUGUAACAACUAUGACAUAGCAUUAUUUUAAUGCGACAUCAUUGUACUGGCUGUCUAAAAAAUAAAAUCAAUAUUUAAUCCA